Durio zibethinus is the source of this 2064-nucleotide messenger RNA. Its product is annotated as IRK-interacting protein-like. The record is from RefSeq and is a predicted model, not a curated record. NCBI's taxonomy places the organism in Eukaryota, Viridiplantae, Streptophyta, Magnoliopsida, Malvales, Malvaceae.
UUAAUUUGGUCUCCGACGUGGUUCGAGGGCCAAGGAGAGGGAAUUUUCAUGCAGAAAAAUCUAAUUCAAGCAGAGCACUGUCCAUUGACCACGCAUCGUACCAUAACAUCUCUCCUUCACACCUCUGGUUCACAACCAGGACGAAAAAUCAAACCCCUUUCGAAAAUGAAAGAAAACGAUAAAUCAGAGUGAAAAACAUCACCCAAAAGCUCAACCCAUAUUCCACGAUUCUGAGUUCUUAAAGAUAUUAGGAAUACAUUAACUUUAACCCCCUCAACCCAAUCAUAGAUUUCAGUGAAAACCAAAUAAAAACAUGGCUCCUUCUUCUUCUUCUUCUUCUUCAAGUUCUCCUUCUUCCUCCAAAUCCCCUCCACCUCCUCCUCCAUCUCACCAAUCCCUUAUUUUUACUCCUAUUCAAGAGUGUGAAAGGGAGGAGCAAGAAGAUGCUACCCCAAGUGUAAGCAUGGACAAAGGGGUGACUCCAAAGCACCUUCCAUCACCCCUCCGUGACAAAAACAUUGGAAAAGCCAACUUCAGGAAACGUCAAGGAUCUGGCGAAAAUGAAUGUGGAGAUGGUUCAGUUUCUUGCAACAAGUGCAGGCCACACUCUAGGGAGAAGAUCUCCGUUGUUCCUUUGGACAACAAUGGAGUUAACAAGCACUCCUUUUCCAUGGCAAGUCCUAAUGGGAUUUUCAAGUCCAUUUUCCAUUCUUUAACAAGAAAGAGUCCAAAAUCAACUCAUAUUAGUACAGUCAGAGAAGAGCAGUGGAAAACUGCUGCUGCAGAACUGUCACACAAGCUUAUUCAAGCUACAAGAAAGAGAGAUGAAGCAUUGCUGGAAGCUUCAAGGUUGAAAUAUUCCAUGGCUGAGCUUGAGAAGAAGCUUAACAAGCUUGAAAUUUACUGUCAUAAUCUGAAGUCUGGUCUGGAUGAAUGUAACGGUAACUCUUCUUAUGGAAUUGGUAAAGGUCAUAAUAUUCAUCAAGCGAAGAAUCAAGAUGGAGUUAUUGGAGCUAAUGAAAAAGUAAUUCAACAAUUCUUGGUCGCUAUCUCUGAAGCUAGAUCUUCGAUCAGGCUUUUAAGUAGAUCACUCACCAUGCAAUUAAGGCACAUGGGUAGCAAAGUUUGUGAGAGGAUAUCUUUGCUCUUACAGCCGUAUGAUAUGAAGAUUUCUAACUCGAAGAACCCCAAAAGCCUUUUUCUUUGCCUAGAAGCUUUGUUGAACAAGGCUUUUUUUGAAAAUUUUGAAUCAAUUGGGUUUCAAAAGAAUGCAGUGAACCAAAUAUUGAACCCUAUUGAUCGCUGUGAAGCCAAUUACGGGUCAUUCCAUGAUUUACAAGGUUUAACAUGGGAGGAGGUUCUGAAUAAAGGGACAAGGCAUUUCAGUGAGGAGUUCAGCAAGUUUUGUGACAGGAAAAUGAGUGAAAUUGUAGCUAUGUUGGGGUGGAACAGAGCUUGGCCUGAGCCAUUGUUGCAAGCCUUUUUUGGUGCGUCAAAAAGCGUGUGGUUGGUGCACCUUUUGGCCAACUCGGUGCACCCUGGCUUGCCAAUCUUCAGGGUGGAUAAGGGGGUGAAGUUUGAUUCAGUAUACAUGGAGGAUAUGGGUGGAGAAAGAGCCAGAAAAUUGGUUCCAAGCAUGGUCCGGAUCAUGAUCACACCAGGGUUCUAUGUCUAUGGCAAUGUGGUCAAGUGCAAAGUUCUUUGCAGGUACUAUAGCAAUCUCGAUAGUAGUUUAAUUGAUAAGGGUUUAUCUCCAUCUCCUAAUUAGCCUUUAAAUUUAAUUAGGUUGAGUUAAAAAUUGAAAUCCCUUCCAUUACUUUUGCACUUUGUAAUAUUUUGGUGCUGGUUUAUAUGUGUGAUAAAUGGGUGUUGAUCAAGACCACUUUGAGUUUUUGGGGCAGGGAAUUUAAGGGGUAGGGGAUUCUUGGAUUAAAGUAAAGAAUUGGCCUUUUCUUGUUCUCUUUGUUUUAUUCUCUGUAUUAUCUGUUUUGAAUUUGGCCAAGUUUCUCCAAUAAUAUAAUUUUUUUGUGGGACUUGGCUACGUGGAUAGAAUUAUCUCAAGAA